AUGAGCUCUUCAGUAUCCAACUAUAUGUUAGAUGAUGAUGAUACAUAUUCUGUGCGUGAGGAACCUGAUGAAUCACUUACAUGUAAAACAAAAAAGAGAAAGAAUCGUGAAAAUCGUAGUAUUGCAUGGGAUUAUUUUGAAACUGAAACAACGGAAAAAGGUGACUUUGAUGUUUGUCAAAUAUGUAAAAAGAAAAAUAUAGAUGUUAAGUAUGCACAUGACUCUUUAACGGGAAACAUGCUUGGCCAUCUUUGGUCUAAGCAUCGAAUCGAUAAAGACCACCCUGAAGAAACAACUACUGAUACUGAAGCUAUCAAAGAAUUUCUUAACCAGGUUAUCACAGAUUGGGGACUUACUGGACGAGUUUUCUAUGCACAAGAGAAAUGUAGAUAUUCAAAAUUUUAUCAAACAAUUGAUGAUGUAUCGACAAGAUGGAACUCUUCAUAUUUGGCCUGGAUUCGACUUAAAGAGUUACGAAAAGCGAUCGAUUAUCUUGUUUUAAUGUUGCUCUCAGAAUCAGAACGAUCCACCAACAUAUUUUCUGAUUCAAGUUAUCCUUUGCUCAAUCUCGUUUAUCCAACAAUGAAAUUACUGAUUAAGGGCCAAAGCCAACCAAUCGAUAACGAAGGUCCUGACGAACUAGAUAUAGAAAACGAAUUUGAUACAUUAGUAACUUCGGAGCAACUUCGGCAACCAUUGCAAGCAUUACAAGGAUGA
This is a messenger RNA of Dentiscutata heterogama, 717 nucleotides long. The record is from the annotation of a GenBank genome assembly. Lineage: Eukaryota; Fungi; Glomeromycota; Glomeromycetes; Diversisporales; Gigasporaceae.